This is a messenger RNA of Cajanus cajan (pigeon pea), 1392 nucleotides long. RefSeq names its product L-lactate dehydrogenase A. NCBI's taxonomy places the organism in Eukaryota, Viridiplantae, Streptophyta, Magnoliopsida, Fabales, Fabaceae. Gene Ontology annotation, biological process: lactate metabolic process; pyruvate metabolic process. Gene Ontology annotation, molecular function: L-lactate dehydrogenase (NAD+) activity. The record is from RefSeq and is a predicted model, not a curated record. Gene Ontology annotation, cellular component: cytoplasm.
UUACCUUCCUUUCCAAGACUAAGAAUUCGAAACCAUUUACCUAAUUAGAACCAUGUUUUACGUUCUCAUUGCACUUUCACCUCAGUAUAAAUAUGUUGUCUCUUGCAUCUCGUAACCACAAGAAACAAUUAAUUAAUAUCAUCUCAUAAUUCACAUCCAUCUAAUCACAAUGCACAAGAGUGGUUCAAGUUCAGCUUUGGGUCCAGGGGGCUUGGACCUAACACAAGCCUUCUUCAAGUCCAUCAUGAACGCAGCACCUUCCUCUCCCACCAAGCGCCACAACAAGAUAUCUGUUGUUGGCGCUGGCAACGUGGGAAUGGCCAUAGCCCAAACCAUCCUCACUCAGGAUCUCACCGACGAGCUUGCACUCGUCGAUGCCAUUCCUGAGAAGCUCCGUGGCGAGAUGUUGGACCUCCAGCAUGCCGCCGCCUUCCUCCCCCGCACCAAAAUUCAUGCCUCUACGGACUACGCCGUUACGGCGGGCUCCGACCUCUGUAUUGUGACGGCCGGAGCCCGUCAGAUCAACGGCGAGUCGAGGCUUAACCUCCUACAAAGGAAUGUGACCCUUUUUCAGAAAAUCAUACCUCCUCUGGUUGGUCACUCCCCAGACACCAUUCUCCUUAUUGUUUCAAAUCCGGUGGACGUUCUCAGUUACGUGGCUUGGAAGCUCUCAGGGUUCCCUUCCAACCGCGUCAUUGGCUCUGGCACUAACUUGGACUCCUCACGUUUUCGUUUCCUCAUUGCUGAUCAUCUUGAUGUCAACGCCCAAGAUGUCCAGGCUUUUAUAGUGGGGGAACACGGUGACAGCUCGGUGGCCCUGUGGUCUAGCAUUAGUGUUGGGGGUGUUCCGGUGCUAAGCUUUUUGGAGAAGCAAGAAAUAGCGUAUGAGAGGGAAAUGUUGGAGAAGAUACAUAAAGAAGUUAUACAAGGUGCUUAUGAAGUGAUAAGUCUGAAAGGGUACACUUCUUGGGCGAUUGGGUACUCGGUGGCAAACUUGGCACGAAGCAUUCUUAGGAACCAAAGGAGGGUGCAUCCUGUGUCGGUUCUUGCAAAGGGUUUUUAUGGCAUCGAUGGUGGGGAAGUGUUUCUCAGCUUGCCUGCACAACUUGGAAGAGGAGGAGUGUUGGGUGUAACCAAUGUGCAUUUGACUGAAGAAGAGUCGCAGAGGCUUAGGGAUUCGGCAAACACGAUACUCGAGGUGCAGAAUCAGUUGGCUAUUUGAAUUUCAUUUCAAGCUUCCUAUGAUGAAGUCAGGUAGAUACUCAUGUAUCAAUGUUUGUUGUUAAUUAUCCUUUUUUACAAGAUCUUGUUUGUUCAUCUAUGUACUAAUUAAAAAAGUUUUUUUUUUUUUUUAAUAAGGAGUGAUGUAUUUUCUAUUUACAAUAUAUAAAA